AUGGCUUCGGUGUGUUUAGCGGGGAGGCCGUGGCCGUGGCCCUGGCCCGGAGAGGGGAGCCUGCCGCGGGAGGGGGCACGGCGUCUGCCCGCCCUGCGCCGCCGUCUCUCGCCGUGGAGCGUCACGGCUGCCCCCAGCCCCGGCGCGGCGGCCGGAGACGCGGCUUGGGAGCAAGAGUCCGGUUACGAUUGGAAAGGGAAGCAACGGGCACGUGUAGCGACUGAUAAAACUUGGCGCCGAAGUUUUGUCGUUUUCACUCUGCAUUAGGCGUUAGCCGCGAGACAUAACCGAAGCCUUGUUGCCAUUUUGACUCGGCAUCAGGAGUUCUCCGGGCGUCUGUGGGAAGAAACAAGAUGUUUCCUUCCAAGCAACCUAGUUCCAAGCAGGGUAAAAGAGAAAGUUGUGGUUCCAAAGGAUCUGGUGCCUCUUCUAAGAGAAAGAGGACAUCAUUAACUCCUGCACAAAAGAGGAAGAAGCACUGCAGAAGCCCUUCAGAAACCCAGUCUGCAAGCGAAGGAGACCAGUUGCACAGUGCUACAGAACGGAAAGAAUGUGGUGGGCAUGGCAGUGCCAAAGCGUCGGGAAGUGAUGGGAAGGCUACUCGCAAAAGGAGAGCCGACACUCCUUACUGUACCCAUCUUCCACAUCCACAGGAGAAGAGUCUUCGAGAGAGAGGAUCCGAGAACGUAGAGGAUGAGGAGGGUCACCUGAUCUGUCAGAGUGGAGACAGACUAAGUGCAAGAUAUGAGGUGGUGGCGACUUUGGGUACGGGUGCCUUUGGAAAAGUAGUGGAAUGCAUCGAUCGUGAAGACCACAACAGGCACGUAGCUGUGAAAAUAAUAAAAAAUGUCCCUACGUGCACGGAGGCAGCUCACUUAGAAGUACAGGUGCUGCAGCAUUUAAAGGCAGUGGAUCCCAACGGUAGAUAUCACUGCGUCCGGAUGUUAGAAUGGUUUACGUACCGUGACCACGUCUGCAUUGUUUUUGAGCUGCUGGGGCUCAGCACCUAUGACUUCCUUAAACAGAAUGGCUUUCUGCCCUUUGAGCUGGACCACAUUAGACAGAUGGCAUAUCAGAUCUGCGAAUCUGUGAACUUUUUGCACCUGAAGAAGUUGACUCAUACAGAUCUGAAACCAGAAAACAUUGUAUUUGUGAACUCAGACUAUGUUAAAAAGUAUAGCCACAAAUGGAAAUGCAAUGAACGCACCAUAAAAGAUCCAGCCGUCAAAGUCGUGGACUUCGGCAACGCGGUAUAUGACGCUGAGUAUCACAGCAGUCUGGUGUCCACGAGAUAUUACAGAGCUCCUGAAGUCAUCCUAGGACUGGGGUGGUCACAACCCUGUGACGUUUGGAGCAUUGGAUGUGUCCUCGUGGAAUAUUACACUGGAUCCACACUGUUUGAUGCCAGGAGGGACGAAGAGCAGCUGGCAAUGAUGGAGCGAGUCCUGGGGCCCCUGCCAGAUGACAUGGCCAAGAGAAGCAGGAAACGCAGAUACUUCUCUCAUGACCGGCUGGAUUGGGAUCAACGGAGUCCAGCUGCUAGAUACAUGUUAAGCCAGUGUAAGCCACUGAAGGAAUUCAUGACCUGCCAGGACGCUGACCACCAGAACCUCUUUGACCUCCUUGGCAAGAUGCUGGAGUACGACCCAGCCAAGCGCAUUACUCUUGAAGAAGCUCUGACACAUCCUUUCUUCUUCCCCUUAGAAAGACGCACCGCCCCUCCACCUAAGAAGGCUGGCAUUUUUUGCCUUCCACCAAAGAAACGUAGACAAUAUUAAGUUAGUUAACUAAGUUAAUUCAGCUGAGUUUUGACUGUUAAAUAAACUCAGGUUGUUUGCACUUUAAA
Messenger RNA from Colius striatus (speckled mousebird), 1846 nucleotides. RefSeq names its product dual specificity protein kinase CLK1-like. The transcript is spliced from 13 exons. The record is from RefSeq and is a predicted model, not a curated record. Gene Ontology annotation, molecular function: protein tyrosine kinase activity; ATP binding. Gene Ontology annotation, cellular component: nucleus. Lineage: Eukaryota; Metazoa; Chordata; Aves; Coliiformes; Coliidae. Bases 354 to 1778 code for a protein of 474 amino acids. Gene Ontology annotation, biological process: regulation of RNA splicing; protein phosphorylation.